AUGGUAUAUAAUUUCAAGGUUUAUAAAAAGUGUUCUCCGAAUGGAAAGAUUACACUGUAUAUGCCGAAACGUGACUUCGUGGAUCAUAUUUCUUAUGUUGAGCCCAUAGAUGGCAUUGUCGUCGUUGAUGAAGAAUACGUGCGUGGGCGCAAGGUGUUCGCUCAGGUUGUAUGUACCUUCCGAUAUGGCCGAGAGGAGGAUGAGGUCAUGGGGGUCAACUUCUAUAAGGAACUCUACCUUGCUUCGGAACAGAUCUACCCAGCUCCAGAAAAGCGAGCCUAUGAUUUGACACGUACUCAGGAAAGGCUCCUGAAGAAAUUGGGACAGUUUGCCUUGCCCUUCCGUCUAUCAGUGCCAGCUGGCUCCCCUGGGUCGGUCACACUGCAGCCAGGGUUGGAAGACGAGGGCGAGCCGUGUGGUGUCCACUAUUACAUGAAGCUCUUUGUUGGAGAUACUGAAAUUGACAGAUCUCACCGAAGGAGCACAGUGGCUCUGGGUAUCCGAAAGGUACAGUUCGCUCCUAACAAGCCAGGCCCUCAGCCAUGCACUUUGGUCAGGAAGGACUUUGUGCUGUCCCCUGGACAACUGGAGCUUGAACUCACCUUGGAUAAGCAGUUGUACAUUCAUGGUGAGACGAUCGCGAUCAAUAUAAGCGUCCGUAACCAUAGCAACAAGGUUGUUAAGAAAAUCAAAGCCUGCAUCUUGCAGUCUGUGGAUGUGGUUCUCUUCCAGAAUGGACAGUACCGCAAUGUGGUAUGCAGCAUUGAGACUCAAGACGGGUGUCCACUGCAACCCGGCGCCUCUAUGCAGAAGGUGGUACAACUUCGUCCAGAAUUAACGCCAUUGCGUGACCGUCGUGGCUUAGCUCUGGAUGCCCAGCUGAAACGCCAUGACAGCGCUUUGGCUUCUACCACUUUGCUUCUAGAACCAGAGCAGCGUGAUGCUUUUGGUAUCAUCGUCAGCUACAGCGCUAAGGUGAAGCUGUAUCUUGGCGCUUUGAAUGGAGAGCUGAGCGCUGAGCUGCCGUUCAUAUUGAUGCAUCCAAAGGAGGGCCGUGCUAAGCUGGUGCAAGCAGAUAGUCAGGCGGAUGUAGAAAUGUUCCGGCAGGAUACUGUGAUCCACCAGGAGAGCAUUGACGUUUACUGA
Pieris macdunnoughi is the source of this 1146-nucleotide messenger RNA. Lineage: Eukaryota; Metazoa; Arthropoda; Insecta; Lepidoptera; Pieridae. The record is from the annotation of a GenBank genome assembly.